AUGGAUUUGUCAAAUAGUAUCCAUUUGGUAAAUGCAUCUAAUGCGUUACUUGGUGAAGCCGAGGAAAUGAUGUUAAGUAGUGAUAGUGCAGCUAUAGGUUUAUGCCAAACGAUAAAAGACUUGCUCUAUAGGUGUCAAUCACUCGAAGAUACAAAUAAUACUCUAGAAGUAGAAUUAUCACGGAAAGAUGCUAAGGUAUCUGAAAUUAGUAAAGAAUUGUCUGUAAAAGAUGCGCAGUUGUUAGAUUCUCGAACGCAGAUUAAAAUUCUCCACAAACAAAAUAAGGAUUUGGAAACUACGUCAGGAGAUAUGUGUUCUGAUGCAUUGGCUCUUUUGUCAGAGUCUGAUUUUAAACCUCGUAGAACUACAAAAAAUCGUGAAAGUGAAGUUUUGGAAGAUAGUAUGUUUGAUAAAACUGGAGAUUCUAGUGAUGAUAUUCUUCCAUCUCAUCAACCUCGUCAUACAUCCGUAGUGACAAAUGGAACCCGAAAAAGAUCAAUUUCCACACAACCUUCUCCUUCCCAAAAACGUUUUGCAUAUGCUGGAGAUGCCAAAGUUGAGACAAAAACAACUUCUGGAGCAACACAGAAUCUAACAGUUAUAAAAGAAAAUGCCAACGAUCUGACGCCUGUUUCCAGGGCUAGGGAUAUUCCUUCUGACACAACUCCAUUUUAUCAAUUACCUAGAACUAAACUUAGAAGAUCUCUUUCUGAAACAACUGUUUAUAGUUCUAAACAAAAGAAUAUGUUGCUUAGCAGUGAUGAUAUCGCAACAUCCGCUAUUGAUGCACGUAGUCUUGCAUCGUUAGAUUCAGCAGGUAUAGAAAAUGCUUGGGCUAGUGAUUUGUAUUCUAUAUCGUGUAGAUUACAUUCCUUUGACAAAUCUUCUCUUGCAAUGGGAUAUUGUGACUGUUAUUGUGGUAUAGUUUGUCACACUGAAUGUACUGAAAGAGCUCCAAUACCAUGUGUUCCUAGGAAUGGACCUUAUAAAUCUGGUUCAAAACUCAAGCUUCAUUUAUCUGAAGUAUGUCCUCGUCGAUUCCCUAUGAUACCGUACAUUGUGGUUCACUGUGUUGUCACGUUAGAAAAGUUUUAUCUUACAACAGAAGGUUUAUAUCGUGUGCCAGGAUCAGAAUCGGAUAUCAAUCGUCUAUACAAUGCUUUCCUAUACAACAAAUCAAUACCUUCUUUUAAAGAUGUAGAUCCAGAAACUAUAUCUGGAUGUCUAAAAAAAUUUUUACGUGAGUUACGAGCUCCUGUUAUACCACAGUCAUCUUGGAUGGAAUUUGUCUCUGCUGUUCACAAUAAGGAUACAAAUGCUUUAACAUAUGCCAUUGUAGACCUUCCUUCACCAAAUCUUCAUACACUAGCUUAUUUAUGUCUCCAUUGGCAGAAGGUGGCUGAGAGUUCACAACAGAACAAAAUGCCUAUUGAAAACAUUGCCAAAGUUUUUGGACCUACAAUUGUAGGAUUUUCUAGAUCUCCUGGAAUGCUUACACCAUCACAAAUGGAAAGAGAAACAGAAUCUCAAUAUCUUGUAAUGUUAUCUUUGCUUCAAUUACCUGAAUGUUAUUGGAUGCAAUUCUUUAACAAAAAGACUACAGAUAAUAAUGGAGGGUCUAAAACGCCAAUUGGGGCUAUGAAUACUUUAAAAAGGAAUCAACUUUAUCACAAGACGAUGUGUAGACUGAAUCAAAAUGAUGAUGUAGUAUCAUUUGAACCUGAUGCCACUGCUGAUUGUACGCAAGGUAAAUUCAAUAAUACUGUCUUUUCUUCUGUCAUCAAUACUCCUCCACAAGGUACACCAGGAGGACAUCAUCUUAGUCCUAGAACUAUUAAACGUGAUCUUAUUAGAAGAGAUUAUGUUAACAAAAAAUAUUAUUAA
Strongyloides ratti is the source of this 1884-nucleotide messenger RNA. RefSeq names its product Rac GTPase-activating protein 1. Bases 1 to 1884 code for a protein of 627 amino acids. The transcript is spliced from 4 exons. Gene Ontology annotation, biological process: signal transduction. The record is from RefSeq and is a predicted model, not a curated record. Lineage: Eukaryota; Metazoa; Nematoda; Chromadorea; Rhabditida; Strongyloididae.